Molecule: messenger RNA, 4107 nt
Organism: Owenia fusiformis
Lineage: Eukaryota; Metazoa; Annelida; Polychaeta; Sabellida; Oweniidae
Source: the annotation of a GenBank genome assembly
UGAACUUUAACCGGAAGCACAUGGCGAAACAAUAUUUUCAAAAUGCACAAAAUUGAUCAAGCAUUACUGGAUAUAUUCUGGUCUCUGGCUGAAUCUGGCGAAGAUGAGCGGGUCAAGUCAGUGGUUGAGAUGGUCAGGAUUCUGAAAGAUAAGCAGUCUAACUCAACAGAUGAGGUUUGUCCAGAGUUGAAAUAUGUCGUCUCCAGAUUAGUGAGAGGACUAGCUUCUGAUCGCAAGUAUGCAAGACCAAGCUUUUCCAUGGCCCUGUCCCAGGUUCUACAGGCAUUCACCAAUGUUCCUAUUGAACUUGUCCUGGAUGAGGCACGUGAAAAGCUGAAGACAACACAACAAGAUUCUAAAAGUGAUGAGACAAAUGCGUUGCUAGGGAAACUCAUGGUGUAUCUAGCUGUUAUUCAAUCUGGUAGGAUCUUGAAAGAAACUGGGCCUAACAUCUCCUCAAUGGUUGCAGACAUGUAUAAACUACCAAGCAGUAAACCAUUCCUAGGGCAAAUAACCACCCUGGGACUGUGCCAGCUAAUUGAGAAGGUUUCAACAAAAAUAUUUACCAAAUCCAUUCUUCCGUCUAUCCAAGAGGGAAUUUCUAAAGGCUGGGAGGACUGCACGCCAAACACACUGCUGCUACUCAUGUGCAUUGCAAAACAUCAUAUGAAAAGUGUGAAGGAGAUAUUGAGCACAAAAUGGGGAACAUCUGACCUUCUUGCAUCGAAGCACUACAGCCACAUUGCUCAAAUCAUGAUGGCCAGCACUAGUGAACACCCUGUAAUACAUGAGGUCUGCAAGCAACUUGUCACCACGGCUUUAACCACUCUUACUUCAAUAGACAACCUGAAAGCUUUCUGGAACAACAUUAUCGAUGGAAAACUAGCAUCGGGUAACAGCACCCCUAACAGAGUGUUCCUGUGUUACCAGCUUGUUGAGAUUGCUUUGAAUGCAGCUACUAAGCCAGAACAGAUAAAGGUGAUCAUGUCAAAGAACAUUUUAGAGAAGUUGCUGAAAGACUGCAGUAAGAAGUCAAGCCUGUUACACAGUGCUGCAUUGCAGUUGACUAAUGGUUUGGUUGCCUUUGUUGAGAAAACUGAUGACAAAGACUUGGAAGUGGCAGUAGCGAAAAGUUUAAUUAUGAACCAAUCAUCUACUGUUAUGUUUAACGGUGUCACCAAUACAAAUACACUGGAUAGGAUCAUACAAGCUUUCUCACCCAAGGCGUCUGAGGAGUUCACAAAACUUUUACAGGAAAUCAUUGGUGGAAAAAAUAUAUUUGGGACAGGGGAUCUAGAUGCUCAUCGUAAAUGGGCGAUACAGCAGCUUCCCCGUGUCAUAACCAGUGGUGACACCAAGUGGCAGUUAGGAGUACUACAAUACAUGUUGAUUCAUUCAUCCUUCAUUGUGAAGACAACCUCAGAUGAUAUCCCUAUGUUAAGCAAACUGUCGCUGCCACUUUCUGCGGAAUUGCGACUGAACAUCAAAGAUGCCCUCUAUAAAUGUCUGAACAAACUAGCAACAUAUAAGGCCAAUAAGAAAGACUCACAUAGAGAUACAAGAGCUUACAUAAAUCUACUCUAUCAACUCCUCAACUCUGUGAAUAGUUUAUUCAAUGAUGUAAAGAUGGCGGAACCAGUCAAGGCACUCAAUGAGGAGGAAAAAUCAUCUUGGACUAACCUCAUCGAGAAAGUUUCUGAAAUUCACAAAGGCAACCAUGAGGCUUCUAAAAUGAACAAAGGUCACGCAUUUGAGCUUCUGUUUCUUCAUCUUGGAUUACAACUGCUGUCUGAGCCGCAGAGUGUAAUCGACAUCUUGGAAGAUUUAUAUGAGUGCCACGAGCGAGCCCUGCAGAAAAAGAAGAAAUCGAAAAAAGAACUUCAAGGAGAACCAGAGUGGAUAGAAGUGAUAACUGAAGUGUUGUUAAGUCUUUUGUCGCAACAAUCUCACUUCAUCCGUGUCAUGGUCACAAAUGUCUUCCAUAAUCUCGUACCUCACCUUAAUGAAGCAGCUGUCAAUUUACUUAUAAAGGUGUUGAAGUCAACUGGGGAAGAAGAGGAAGAUGACGAAAUGCUGGGAUUCGAUGAUGAUGAAGAUAUGGACUCUGUUGAUGAAUCAGAGAAUGAUGAAAAUGAAGAUGAGGAUGAAGAUGAACAAGAAGAGAAUGAGAGCUCUUCAGAAUCAGAGGAAGAAAGUGAUAGUGAGGCUGAUGAGGCUCCUGAUGAAGCAUUCCGGGAACACUUGAAAGCUGUAUUAGGACCUGCUGCUGAGAAGAGUGACGAUGAAGAGGAGGAUGAUGAUUUGAGUGACAGCGAGAUGUUUAAGUUGGAUGACAUGUUAGCAGCAGCAUUUCGCAGCCGUGUCAAAGACAAGAAGUCGGACAAGGAGAAACUGAAACAAUUGGUCCAUUUCAAAAUGAGAUGUUUGGAGUUGGUUGAGGUCAUUGUGACCUCUGAAGUGUCGUCUGCUAUAUUAAUACAACUGCUCUGCCCCCUAUUGGAUAUAAUGGCAGCUAAAGACACCAAGGAUAGAGAUCACAAGGAGUUUGCAGGGAAAGCCAAAAAUGUUUUCCAUAAAUUGUAUAAAUCAAAACGGGUUGCGAAAGACUCCUCGUCAAUAAAGAUGGAGCUACCUGCCAAGAUGGAGGAACUUGUUGAAUAUUCCAGAAAAUUCUCUGAUGUGCCGAUAAUAGUUGAAGUCUCAAAUGCAUGUCUGUUCCUGAUUCGUAUACUACUGGGUAUUGAGCAUCACAUUGAGCCGUCACCAUUGAAAACACGUGCCCAGAGGUCUCAACUUGGGGAAAAGAUAUCACAUGGCGAUCAGGAUAACAAACAAUUCAUCAAGAUUUUGGACAUCAUAAAGAAUGCCUUAGUGAGGUACUUUGAGAAAAGAGACAGCCACUUCAAUCACAUGUUCUUCUGCAAUCUCUUUGAGAGACAACCAAUGUUGAUGUGGCCACUAGCUACCACCCUGCUGGAGUAUGGGACAGGGCAUGAUAUCCGAGUGUUCACUAAGAGCCAGGCUUGCAGUAUGCUCUCAGGUCUCAUUUCAAAGAAAUUGGUGAAUGAAGUAGAUGGUGCUUCUUGGAAGAGUUUUGCAGGUGACAUGGUGACUAAAAUUCAACAGGUGAUUUUGGAGAUCCAGGAAGGUGCAGUAAAACCCAAGUAUGUUGGAGAACUCCUCCAAGUUGUACAUAAAACCAUCACUGCAAAAUGGUACAAAUAUUUACAGAAUGUUAACAUGUUAUUCCAGGUGAUUUUGGAGAUCCAGGAAGGUGCAGUGAAACCCAAGUAUGUUAAAGAACUCCUCCAAGUUGUACAUAAAACCAUCACUGCAGAUCCUGAUGCUAAUCUAAAUUUUUCUGAUGAGGUAAAUGAGAAGCUUGUGUCUCUGAAGGGGAGUAUGGGACAGGAUGCUAUCAAGUUAUGUCGCAAGUUGAACAUCAUCAAACAAGGUGGUAACCAAACCUCAAAGAAAAACAGAAAGCGCAUCGAGGAAGAUUCACAUAACAACGGUGAACCACCAGAGAAAAAAUCUAACAUUCAAAAUGGUGUCCAUGACACACCCCAAGAAAAUUUAUCACCUGUGAAGAAUGAGGUGACCAAUGGGACAACUUUGGGUCUCACUGAUACUCCCAAACCAACUGGAGACACCAGUGAGAGUAAAUCAAGUAAAAAGAAAAAGAAGAGGAAGUCAGGAGCUGCAGAUACUGAAACUAUACUGACUGAAACUCCAAAUACCACUAAAGCAGUUUCUUCGAAGAAAAAGCAUAAAAAGAAAAACAUUAAUCAAGAGUGAAUUUGAUUGAAGUGUACGUAAUUACACAAAGUGAAUAAAAUGGGAACUGAUAUGUAUAAUGUACAUUCUGUUUUCUAUGUUUGUAUGAAAUAAGGCAUUCCUCAACUUAUUGCUGAUCAACCCCAGGAUAUCUUGUCUAUGACGUCAUAAUAGUAUCUGACCAACCCCAAGAUAUCUGGAGGUGCUGUACAAUAAUUGUCGCACAAUUUGUACCAAUAAUCUUUCGAAAUAUUUUAGUAUUUUUUUGUAUUUGCGUGCAAUUGAAAUAUAUUGUCAUUGCUGUUCACAAUGGUAUUAUACACAGAAAAG